Molecule: messenger RNA, 2278 nt
Organism: Leptomonas pyrrhocoris
Lineage: Eukaryota; Euglenozoa; Kinetoplastea; Trypanosomatida; Trypanosomatidae
Exons: 1
Coding region: 1184-2278 (364 amino acids)
Source: RefSeq, a predicted model, not a curated record
GUGUACAACUGAACGUAAGGAGCUGUUCGGGAGUAACCAUCAACUUUAUAUAUACAUAUAUAUACAUAAUAGGUAGCAUUCGUCAAAACUCCCCUGCUGUGUCGUCGGUGGACCACAGCAGCGCAAAUAGCUGGAAUAACUGUCCCUGCACGAUCAUCUAUUCUUGUUAAUUUUUUCGUUUCUAUCGCCGUUUUUUUUUCUUUUCUGCGCAGGCGCUUCUUUCUCUUCAACGUGCCUGCGCAAACACCCCAGUCGUAGUGCGCGUUGUUGUGUGCAUCUCUCUUUUUUUCUUUUCUGUUCUCUUCUGCUUGCGCUGAGGCGGUCGGCCGUGCACGGGGAGAGGAGCGCAUUGCAUAGAGGAUAAAGGAAGCGUAGGCACUCUCUUUCCCUUUUUCUUUCUUUUUUUUUAAAUAGGAAUUACGGCAUCUGAGUUCGUGGCGACGCUUCUACAGGUGUGUAUAUUUAUUUUUUCUCUUCAUGCUUGAGGCAAGUUAGCGGAAGAGUGACGUAUCGUAGGAAAUUAAUUCCCGGCAUUCUUCUCUCGUCGCCUUUGAACUGUAGUAGCAUCGCAAAGUAAGGAGGCAAACCGACAGCAGCGCUUCGGCCUGUCGGGAAGGAAAGCCUUUUUUUCUUCUUCUAGUACCGCCGUUGCCGUUCCGUUGUUGUGCGUCGUCUUGUAGUAGAACAAUAUCAAAAAGCAAACAAACCAGCAAACUCAAAAAAGGACUUUUGUUCUUGUCUCGCGAAGACGAGAUAGUGCCAGGGGGUGUAAGAAGAACAUAGAAUUUUAUCCCCCCCCUCCCCCAACCUCUCCAUAGUGUCAAUCGUCCUUUACGCAAAAGUCUCUCCGAGAACACGAUAUAAUUCUGCUUUCAUUUCUUGUUUUUAGAACUCGGGGAGAGGACGUGUCUUUUGCCGUUUGUCUUCUUUUUUUUGUUUUUUUUUUUCGCUCGGUAGAUUUCCGGCAUUAUUCUUUCUUUUGCUUGCUGUUUUGUGAGUAUUCGGUGCUCCGCGACGCUCUCCAGGAAGAGAGGCGCACAUCUUUUUUCUCCUCCCGCACUGACGACAGCGUUUCGGGUUUCGGGGCGGAGACGAGCCUUCUCGCUCUCUUUCUCAAGUGCAGGCAAGUCCUGUGCGUGCUCUUCCUCCUCUUCCGUGUCGAGCCACCUGCACCGUUGCUGCGAUGUUUUCUAGAGGCGUAAACGACGAUGUUCUCCGCAGCGAGGGGCACAACGUCCCGAAGCCGAUGACGGACGUCGAGCGCGAGAAUGCGGAGCCGUACCGAAUGAAGUACUGGUACAGCUUUGUUGACCCAGCCCACAAGAACACCUCCCGCCCCAUCGUAGACGUCUCCGCGCCCUUCAACCUAUUGGACGAAACCCACCAGGCCCGCCGGUUUGGUAUGCAAAAGCUAGGCCUCAACUUCCUCUCGUUAAACGAGUUCAUUGGCACGCGCGAGGAUGUCCCGUAUACGGAGAGCCACCACACGAGCGAGAUUGUGCGCCUCUGGCUGGCAGGGUUGAACGUGUGGUGGUGCAACUACUACAUCGCGCGUGGGCAGGUCUCCGGCAACGCCGUCGGAAACCCUCGUACGCGCUUUGCGUGGCUGAUGGUCCUUUGCCUCGGUAUUCUUCGUGUGAACGUCGCGGGUUUGGUGGGCGCCGGCGGCUACUUCUACUCCUACGAGUACCUCUACACGCACGGCCCGGCGUUGUUCAAAAUACGCGAUCCAACUCCGAACGGGUGGAAGCGUGCGUGGGACGAGGGGCAGACUAGUUACCUGGCCCGCUGCGUGGCGAGCAUCUUCCCUCCGCUGGGCUACGCCGUCUUCAUGGGCCGCUGGAAGAAAACGGGCUUCUGGUUCGCCUUGACGCUUGGCACCAGUCUCUACUACGAGUACGCCCGCCAGAACGUUCUGGCCGGCACACGGCUCUUCUACAACUACCUGGCGAACCAAGAGGCGGAACGACAGGCCGCCUGGGGUUCGCUGGCGCCGCGGCUGAAGCAUCGCAUAGACCCCGACACCAACCGCAGCGAGUCGGUAGCGCAGUUCAGGUACUUCCGCCUCACCUCAGGUACUUUGCAGAACACGGUGUGGGAGAACUGCACACACGAGACGCAGCCGCUGGCCCGCAACGGCAUUAAGAUUCCGAACCCAUACUUUAAUUGGGCAAAGGCACCGCAGAACUACAACCCGAAGCCGUGGAAGGUGAAAAACGAUAUGUGGGAGAUGCCGCAGGUGGUGGACACGAACAUGCGCAGCGGUACGAUGGACUAA